This is a messenger RNA of Rotaria socialis, 900 nucleotides long. Lineage: Eukaryota; Metazoa; Rotifera; Eurotatoria; Philodinida; Philodinidae. The record is from the annotation of a GenBank genome assembly.
AUGAUGAAAGCAGACGUCUCGCAACCAUUUUCUAUGGUCGAUGGAAGCCAUGCUUUUAAUAUCGAACAAGAUCAACACGAAAAACAAAGUUAUUUUAAAGAUCUAGGACAAAGUUUUUAUUUAAUCCAUCUAAAAUAUAAGUGGUUCGAUGAAAAACAUUGGAAAUUAGCGUUUUGUUCAUCAUCAUUCGAUUGCAUCAAUAAAUAUCCGAAUAUUUUUCUUCUAUACCGAACAGUCUUAUUUUCUAUAACGAUAUUCGAUUUUGUUUACGGAAUAGUUAGUACGGAUCCGGUACAUGAAUGGAUCAUUUAUUAUACACAUUUAACAGUAUUAAUAACAUUUCUUGCCAUUGUAUUUCAGUUUUUAAUAACUUAUCGAGCAAAUUUCUAUCGUGGCAACGAUAUUGUUCCACGUCAUUCUUUACAAUAUGUUCAUAUCAUGUUAAUUAUAAUAUCAUUAGGAUCUGGUCUUGCUGUUUGUCUUGCUUAUUGGUCAAUUAUUCAUAGUUCAACAGCUCGAGCAAUACCUCACUCAAGAAUAAUUCUUGAACAUGGAGUUUUAUGGUUUUUAUUACUUAUUGACGUGUUAUUUUUUACACGUUUACCGAUUUAUAUGAUUGAUUGUAUACCAAUAAUAAUAUUUGGAAUUAUUUAUGGAAUAUUUACUAUUAUAAUAUUUAUGCUUCAAUCCAGAUUUAGUAAUAAUCGAAUCGGUUAUAUUUAUCAAGCAUUGAAUUUAAAUAGUGCUCCACUGCGUGUAUCAAUUCAAAUGUUUUUAUUCAUAUUUAUUUUACCAAUUGCAAUAAUAUUUAUACUAUGGAAUUUAUUCCGUUUACGUCGCUCAAUUCACGUAAAAAUAACAGGUGAAGUAGAAGGAUCAGAGUUAAAUUCAAUUGCGUAG